This is a messenger RNA of Euleptes europaea (tarantolino), 1383 nucleotides long. It is a transcript of the gene ATF4, whose product is annotated as activating transcription factor 4. The coding region runs from base 229 to 1293 and encodes 354 amino acids. The transcript has 3 exons. Gene Ontology annotation, molecular function: RNA polymerase II transcription regulatory region sequence-specific DNA binding; DNA-binding transcription activator activity, RNA polymerase II-specific. Lineage: Eukaryota; Metazoa; Chordata; Lepidosauria; Squamata; Sphaerodactylidae. Gene Ontology annotation, cellular component: ATF1-ATF4 transcription factor complex; nucleus; ATF4-CREB1 transcription factor complex. The record is from RefSeq and is a predicted model, not a curated record. Gene Ontology annotation, biological process: regulation of transcription by RNA polymerase II.
GGAGCAGCUUCGGGUCCCGCCGCCGCCAUGGCUGUGCAGGGGUGGUAGUGCGCGCGGCGGCAUCGGCCAUUGCAGAGGCGCAGCAUCAGCGGCCGCGGCCUCGGCACCUCCCGGCGUCUGCCACCAUGGCGUUUCUCAAGGCACCACACAGCAGCUUUGCUGUAAUCGAGAAAGAGACCAUCUACGUGUUUUUACUUUUUGACCACAGAGUACUAAAGCUUAGCAAAAAUGAGCCUCUCAGACACAGAGAUGAUGUUGGGGGACUUUCUGUCCCCCUUCAACCAGCCGUGUUUGGUGGCUGAAGAAGGUCUGGGACUCCUAGAUGACUACCUGGAGGUGGCCAAGAACCUCGGUUCGCGUGGGUUCUCCAGCGACAAGGCUAAAGUGGGCUCCUCCGAUUGGCUGGCUGUGGAUAGUUUGAACGAUGCCACAGACAACAGCCAGGAGGAUGCCUUUUCUGGCAUGGAUUGGAUGGGGGAGAAGAUGGAUCUGAAGGAGUUUGACUUUGAUGCGCUAUUAAGUAUUGAUGACCUUGAAGCCACCGUCUUCCCAGAUGAGCUCACAGCCAUGUUGGAAGACCCGCGUGAACCAUUUGACCCUUCCAUCCCAGAAAUUCCCAACAAAGAAACUCCACUGAAAGCAGAACCAGUUAUACAAUCCCCUAUGUCCCCCCCUGGGGCAGAUCAGGUGGCCCCACUAAUCCCUUUCUUGCAAUUUCCACUUUCCCCAAAGCCACUGAUUUCCACUGCAGACCAUUCUUUUAGUUUAGAACUAGGCAGUGAAGUGGAUGUUCUUGAAGGAGACAGAAAAACUGAAGCCCAUAUUGUUGUAGUGGUAAUUCCCAAGUGUGUGAAGGAGGAGGAAGUCCACUCUGACAAUGAUAGUGGAAUAGGCAUGAGCCCACCUUACUUAGGGACACCCCAGCAAAGUCCUGAAACUUCCAUUAGUUCCCUCAGUGAUGGCCAGUCAGUUAUAGCUGUGCAUGACAGUUCUGUGCGCCCCAAGCCUUACGAUCUCCCUGAAGAAAAGAUAGUGUCACCAAAGCUGAAGGGGGAAAAACGAGUAGAUAAGAAACUGAAGAAGAUGGAGCAAAAUAAAACAGCAGCUACACGCUAUCGGCAGAAAAAAAGGGCAGAGCAGGAAGCCUUAUCAGGAGAGUGUGGAGAACUAGAGCAGAAGAAUGAGGCUCUGAGGGAGAAAGCAGAUUCCUUGAGCAAAGAAAUUCAGUAUUUGAAAGAUCUGAUUGAAGAGGUCCGCAAGGCCAAGAGUAAAAAAGUUAAAGUCCCAGAAUAGGUAGUCAAAAGAAUAGAUGUUACAUGCAUGUAUAUAAGAGCUUGGUACAAACAGCUGUGUGUUACUGCCUAAUAAAUUAUUUUUUAGUAC